CAACAUGGCAACAACACACGUCGACGUACCUAGUGGUGUCGAGCACAUCGUUCCGGCGUUCAAUCGCGAGGAAGGGCAGCAGCUCCGCAGCCGACUGGAAGAUAUCGAGGUGUGUGGUUUUUGUGUCAGCCUUACAAUAUCGCGACUCGGUGAUGCGAACAUUGCAGACUUCGAAUCAGUCUCUGAUACAGCAAUUGGCUCAGCUGCAAGCGGGCUACAGCGACUUGCAGGGCAAGCACGCCAGACUAGAAGCCGAGGUUGCGCGCAUUCGUGACCGAAUGCGAGGCUCUGAGCCUUCUGUCAGUCUUGGCCAGUAUUCAUACAAGGAUGCUCGUGGCAUUGUAGUUCUUUGCGACGAAACCACACCUCGCAAGUUCAUACAAGAGACCAAAAAGUAUCACCGAAAGAAGAACGUCAUAGUAGUAAUUGGCGACGAGACUCACUGGCUGGAAUUUCCUGACGUGGGAUUCUCCGUGAAACCUGAUCGUCGACUCAGCAAGAAAGGUCAAUGGCAAGAAGGCAACCGACAGCUCUUGCGCCGUAAUCCCAAGAUCGAACUCAUCGCUCGUGCGGAAGGCAGCUGGCUCUACCUCGGGACGUACGCAGUCACGGCAAAGGACGCGCUAUCUUUGGAGGAUUCGAGGGCGUUGCCGAAUAAGACCCGCGGAGCUCUCCUGUCUCAGUCUGGCCACAAGAGCCACCGCAAACAGCUUCACGCCAUUUUCGAGGCUGGAGAGCUGAGCGCUACGAAGUUCACUCUGAGACGAGUGUCAUUCAACGACGCUCUGGUCGUCAGUCUCGUGAACGCGCUGCAAGCCUUGCACCCUCCGGCGGAGCUCGAGGCUGGAGAAAGCGAUUCGUCAGGUGAUGGCGAGUGACGCAGACGGUUCAAGAUUCGUACAUGCUUCUGGUGUAAUGAUUGAGUUCAGGGUAAUGUCUGCGCUUUCGCUCCGCCGAUAGGAGUACAUGAGGUGUGAUCAUCCCGUGACGAAGACGGCCUGCAGGCGCCACUUUGGCUCGAGAUCGGGCUAUGUUAGGCAAGACACCUUGCUUGUAAUGAAUGCGGU
Messenger RNA from Fomitopsis serialis, 1067 nucleotides. RefSeq lists its product as uncharacterized. The transcript has 5 exons. Lineage: Eukaryota; Fungi; Basidiomycota; Agaricomycetes; Polyporales; Fomitopsidaceae. The coding region runs from base 153 to 878 and encodes 241 amino acids. The record is from RefSeq and is a predicted model, not a curated record.